AUGAGGCUCCUCACAGCGACACUAUUAGCAGUGUCCUCCCUUCUCUCAACCUCACAAGCCCUGUAUUUCUACCUCGACGGCACGACCCCAAAAUGCUUCUACGAGGAUUUACCUAAGGACACGCUGGUCGUCGGAACAUACAAAGCCGAAGCAUACAAUCAACAGACACAGUCUUUCCACACCACAUCCGACCUCCAAAUCCAAGUGACGGUAGAAGAAGUGUUCGACAACGAUCACCGCGUGGUCACUCAGACCACAGCAUCUUCCGACAAGCCGUCAAAGUUCACUUUCACCGCCGCCGAUCCGGGCCAGCACAGAUUAUGCUUCACGCCGACGGGCCCGGGAGCUAUCAGUAUAGCAGGGUGGUUUUCGAGCGCGGGCGCAACGAUGGGCGGCAUUAAACUGUCAGUGGACAUGGCCAUCGGGGCCACCAGCAAGAUUGAGAGUGAGGACAAGAGCAAGAUUGACAACAUCGUGACCAAGGUCAAGGAACUGAACGCCCGUUUGACCGAUGUUAGACGGGAGCAGGUCUUCCAGCGCGAGCGAGAAGCCGAAUUCCGAGACCAGAGCGAGGCCACCAACUCGAAGAUCGUACGGUGGACACUGAUCCAAUUGACCGUACUCGGUGUAACUUGCGCAUGGCAAUUGUCGCAUCUACGUGCCUUUUUCAUCAAACAAAAGUUGACAUGA
Messenger RNA from Exophiala viscosa, 690 nucleotides. Its product is annotated as emp24/gp25L/p24 family/GOLD-domain-containing protein. Bases 1 to 690 code for a protein of 229 amino acids. The record is from RefSeq and is a predicted model, not a curated record. Gene Ontology annotation, cellular component: endoplasmic reticulum; COPII-coated ER to Golgi transport vesicle; Golgi apparatus. Gene Ontology annotation, biological process: endoplasmic reticulum to Golgi vesicle-mediated transport; Golgi organization; intracellular protein transport. The transcript has 3 exons. Lineage: Eukaryota; Fungi; Ascomycota; Eurotiomycetes; Chaetothyriales; Herpotrichiellaceae.